AAAAACACUCGAUGGUGUCCAAUAUGUAGCCAAAUUUUCCCUCUUUGUUUUUCCAUUCAUUCCCUUUUCAACUUUUUAACCACAACAAAAUUUAAAUAAAAAAGUAUCCCACCAUUUGAUGUUCUUCCAACAAUGUCUCCGGUCACCGAUCUCCGCCGUCCUCUAAUAGUUUCCGGCGGCACCGGACUAACACACACUACCAUUGAUGAAAACUCACCUUCCCAUCACAUCUUAACGAUAAAUGAUCAUCUGGGUAUCUCUAAUUCUCCACAAUUUCAAACACCCACAAAUCAAGAUUCAAUCUUUACACAAUUUAUUGAUGAUGGCUCAUCAAGAAAUCAAGAAAACCCGUAUGGGGUUAUCGGGUCAGAUGGGUUUGACCCACCAGGUCCGACCACUGUUGACCCAUUUAGAAACCAAACACCAAAGAUUGUUGGGGUUUAUGAAUGGGCCAAAAUGGUGAUUAUUGUGCCUAUAGCUUUGGUUAGGCUUGUUUUGUUUGGGUUGUGUUUGGUUAUUGGUUAUGCUGCUACUAAAAUUGCUUUGUGUGGUUGGAAAGAUCAAGAACAUCCAAUGCCAAGAUGGAGAUGUAGAGUUAUGUGGAUUACAAGAUUCUGUUCAAGAGGGAUUCUAUUUUCAUUUGGCUACCAUUGGAUUAAACGAAAAGGGAAGCCUGCGCCAAGGGACACUGCUCCUAUUGUUGUAUCUAAUCAUGUAUCAUACAUUGAUCCAAUAUUCUUUUUCUAUGAAUCAUCUCCAACCAUUGUUGCAUCCGAGUCCCAUGAUUCCAUGCCCUUUGUUGGAGUUAUAAUUAGAGCUAUGCAGGUGAUAUAUGUGAAUCGAUUCUCAUAUCAAUCCCGGAAGCAUGUUGUAAAUGAAAUAAAGAGAAAGGCCUCAAGUGACAUGUAUCCUAGGGUACUUCUGUUUCCGGAGGGAACCACAACCAACGGAAGGCAGCUUAUUUCUUUCCAACUCGGUGCAUUUAUUCCCGGUUUUCCUAUACAACCAGUGGUCAUCCGCUAUCCUCAUGUACAUUUUGAUCAAUCAUGGGGUCAUAUUGCUUUGGCGUCGCUCAUGUUUAGAAUGUUCAUGCAGAUCCACAAUUUCAUGGAGGUUGAAUAUCUUCCAGUUAUCGCACCUUCACAACAUCACAAGGAAAGUGCGGCUCGUUUUGCUGAGAGGACUGGGAGAGCCAUGGCUUCUGCUCUUAAUGUUGUACAAACAUACCAUUCCUUCGCAGAUUAUGCGCUUCUUUCAAAGGCAGCCGAGGCUGGAAAGGAAAAUUUUUCACCCUUUAUGGUUGAAAUGGCAAAAAUGCAAAAAUUGUGUCAAUUAAGCUCAUCAGAAGCUGUAGACUUCUUGGAAAGAUUUCUUGGCAUGAAUCCAGAUAGCAGUGGAUGUGUUACAUAUCAAGAUUUCAUUAGGGUUCUAAGAUUGAAGUCAUCUAGCCUUUCCGAAAAUAUUUUUCGUCUUAUUGAUGAUGAUAAGGAUGGAGUUAUAACCUUCAAAGAGUUCUUGGUUGCAUCUGCUCAUGUUAUGAAGCUGCCAUUAUUCCGGCGAGCAUGUGAAGUGGCCUUUAACGAAAGUGACGAAGAUAAAGAUCACCACAUUUCAUUUAUUGAAUUUGGAGGUUCCAUAAGCCCAGCCAUUUCAUCCUUAUCCACGAGCGAGAUACACAAACUAUUCGACCUUUUUGACACCGAUGGUGAUGGUAAGAUCAGCAAGGAAGAUUUUAGCACCUGCUUAAGAAGAAAUCCUUUGCUCAUAGCACUUUUCAAUCACCAUUUAAAGCAUAAAGAUUUGAAUACAGCAACAAGUUUGGAAGAAACGGUUUGAUGGGUUGGAUAUAGUUUUAUUUUUUUAACACUUUAUAUUUUACUGUUUCUAUAUACUUGGCCCUUUUUUUAGUGCUAAAAGGCUAGAGUCAAUUUUCAUUGCAUGGGAUGGGAGUGCUAGUCAUUAUUGCUUUGGAAAAGCAUAGUUGUUUGUUGGCUGCUAUUGGUUACAACAGGGGGAAAGAGGGAUUGGAAGAGUUUUCUCUUUGUGGUAUAUUUUGGUUGUGAAAUGUCUAUUUAGUGAAUAUUUUUUGUCUUCUAUGUUUUCACUUUGAUUUGUAGAUUGAUAGAAAAUAUGGUGAUAAAAAGUAUUCCUGUAGUUAUGUUGAUUAAAUAUCA
Molecule: messenger RNA, 2174 nt
Organism: Erigeron canadensis
Lineage: Eukaryota; Viridiplantae; Streptophyta; Magnoliopsida; Asterales; Asteraceae
Product: lysophospholipid acyltransferase LPEAT2
Exons: 14
Coding region: 133-1836 (567 amino acids)
Biological process (GO): phospholipid metabolic process
Molecular function (GO): calcium ion binding; lysophosphatidylethanolamine acyltransferase activity
Source: RefSeq, a predicted model, not a curated record